Cylicocyclus nassatus is the source of this 4926-nucleotide messenger RNA. The record is from the annotation of a GenBank genome assembly. NCBI's taxonomy places the organism in Eukaryota, Metazoa, Nematoda, Chromadorea, Rhabditida, Strongylidae.
GAACGGUUCAGCCCGUGAUGUAGGUGUCAUGCAAUGCCGCAAUUUCCCCUACUUUUCGGGCUGCCGUCUCCGUUGCGUCCCGUCACCACAACGCAGGCAUCAAAUGUUGUUAUUCCAACCAGCGGAUCAUCAAAACUGCUGCCACCGACACGGAUAGCACAAUCGAGAGAAAAGGCAGUAUCACCUGGGCGAACCGCUGGUCUACGUCCACCAAGCACAAAUCUUCGACCACCAUCACGAGGAAAUGGAAACAACAAUGGCUCAACGCUAAGUUCGUCGAACGGUAGUUCGAUAGCGUCGUCGUCAACGUACCAGUCGAUUUCGGACCAUAAUAGUUCGGUGCCGAAAGCGAAGGCCACUUCGACAUCAUCGCAUCUGAAACCAACCUCGUCGACAGCGAAUUUGAAAGCGCCUACGGUGGUGAAACCACGGCAGUUUGCUGCAAAAUCGCAGUUAACACCAAAGACUGCGAUUACGAAACCAUCAGCACUAAAGCCUCCAGCCACCUCCGUUGCACAUUCAUCAGCACAAGUUGCUGACUCAACGAAUCAGUCAAAAAUGCUGAAGUUGAAAUUGUUUGGAGGAAAGGAAAAGGAUAAAAAGGACGCUACGCCGGUCGCAUCUCCAGCAGCGACAAGGAAGUCCUCGAACUUGGUCGCACCAAAGUCGAGCGGUUUGGCCAAACCAAAAUCGGCCAGCGAACUCAAACCGCCUUCAAGAAUUGCUGCACCUAAAAAGAAGGAGACGCAACACGUGCAAUUCCGAGCGCCGGCAAUUAGAACUCCGUCCGCUGCCAGCGCUGAUCUUACGGCGGAGAAGAAGCGUACAUCGAAGAGUAGCGAGGAGGAUUCAGCCUAUGCUGGAUUUGGUAGCACAAGCCCUGCAUCGUCUACACAAAGCUCAAUGAGCUUGCAGUCGAAUUCAUCAAAGGGUUCUCAUGACGCUGAAUGUCAGGCAGCGCCUAUUGUCGAGGAAAAACCGGAAACCCCUGAGCCAGUAAUGAAAAGGCGAGGAAGCGAUUGUCAGGAUAAACCUACCAUGGCUGUGAAAGGCAUGUCGGCUCGGCUUCCACCAACAACUGAGAAGAGCGAGCCAGAAACUGAACCGGAAACACCAAAGACAGAAAUACCAGAAAUCAAGAAGGCGCUACCAAGUCCAACGGUUGGAGUGGUGAGCCCAAUGCUCAGUCAACGACGGAUCGAGACGUUGGUGCCAGAACCACCAAAUCUCAAGCCCCCUCCAGCUCCUGUUGAAUGUGAACCAUCUUCAUCAACGAAACCCGUCGAAAAGAAAGCGCCGCCGGUACCAAGUCGCUCGGGAUCACGUGUGGAGACGACAUUCGAAUGUACACCUCCAGCAAUGCCACCUAUACGACAACCGCCAGCGUAUCAGCAGUUAGUAGAACAAGGAAGGAUACACCGUAGUCGACUGGGCCAGUUCGUCGAUUCGUCAACUAGCGAAGAUUCGUUGGACUCGGUCUCAACGACAAUUCGCAUUCAGCCACAAGCGACUGGCUACAGUUCCGAAGGAAAUACAUUAGAGCGAAGUGAACGAGCGAGAACUGUUGAACCAUCUGGCUACAUUUCCGAGGGAGGCAUAGCGAUCUACGAAAAAAUGCAAGCACGUCUGAGAGAAUAUCGAGAUAGCAUGCGUCGAGGGCAUUUGGACUAUAAUGACAGUUUCGAGGACAGUUCGUCAAUUUCUAGUGGAAUCUCGGAAAAUUUCGACGACAUAUCGACUGACGAUCUGAGUGGAACGGAUCACCCAAUGGCGACCGUUGCGGCUGCAUACGGUAAACUAGGCGAUUACCAGCAUUUUACAAGGAGUACUUUGAAAGGACCGCGAUCUUCCUCAUCAAACAUCGAUAGCCGAGCGAAACGCAUCGCUGAACAGGAAAAUAUCCAUCAACUACUGCAACAAUGUCGAACCAGUCAAAGAGGAGCUGCUUGCCAGCCCCUUCGCUCCCCUGGUUACGCCACCUAUGGUCCACAACUAGCCCUAUCAGCUGAUGGUGACACAUUAAGCGUACAUUCAAGAAGUUCCUUACGAGUAUCGUCCAAACGCCAGGAUCAGCCACUGCCCACAUUUGCCGGCUAUCAUUCUCUGGAUAGGAAAUCACACCUCUCUGACUAUUAUCGUGAAAGUUCCCCGAAUCGUUUGGGAGUUUUUGACAGGACAUCCAUGGCUGCAUUGCUGAGCCCACGUCGGAUACCGCAACCACCACCUGACAGUAUGCAAAGACACAGUGUCAGCGGAUCCUUAUCCGCCCGUGGAGCGCAAAACUCGGACAGAAUCUAUGCCAAUUUCCGCGAUGGCAUACACCUUCAUCGCCUUGCGGACGAGUUAUCACCGAGCCAUGCUCUGACCAAAAGUGAUGGCGCAGAAAUAUUAGGAUCACAAGCAUCGUUAGCAAGUGGAGGCACAUCACUCGGUGACAAAUACGAAGCAGAUAUUCGAAAAAUGGCAAGAGAACUUGAAGGUUACCGCUACACGAUCAGCAAACUCACACGAAAACAGGAAGACUAUUCGCAUAUUAUGGAAAUGUUCCAAAAUAAGCUUUCGCAGCUAAGUAAACAAGUGGACAAAUCACAACUGAAGCCUGACGACCUGAACAAACUUCGGCAGGAGAUAGAUCAACUACGUCUCGUUAGUGGACGGCUUGCGCAAGGUGGAGACGCAAAGAAAAGCAUUGAAGGAGCCGGGGAGUUGCUGAGACAGCCAUCUCUGGAAUCUGUAGCUUCCAUGGCUAGUCAUCGGUCAUCAAUGUCCUCGUCCAGUAAAUCUAGUCGAACGGAUAAGAGCAGCCUGAAUAGCUUUGGGAAGUCAAAGAAAAGCUGGAUCCGCUCUUCACUAACCAAGGCGUUCUCAAAGAAGAAGAAAGGUGGUGGAACGUCGGAUACUGAAAGUUCACCACAUCAUGCGCUCAAUACGAUUAGUGGAUCUUCGAGCAGGCUAGAUGAGGUUGAAGUCGACGAACUGAAAAAGAAAUUGGAAGACCGCGAUGUGGCCCUUACCGACAUCCGCUUAGAUGCUCUGGACAAGGCUAGAGAAGUCGAUAUCCUCAGGGAAACUGUGAAUAGGCUAAAGCAUGAGAACAAGCAACUCAAGAACGAUAUGUCCCGCUUGUUGGCUGGUCGAGGAUCCCGGGCAUCCUCCCAAGCUUCCAUCCCUAUGCUUGGAGAUGAGGAACCUGUCUAUGAAGCUCCACCGAGUAGUGCUAGUGGAAGCUACUCCAGCAAAAGAUCGUCUGGUUGCAAUUCCGUGAAAGUCACUGUAAAUGUUGAUCUACGUGGAACGAUAAGCAAUGCGAUUUGUCCCGAUAACGAGAUUAUCAUUGGUUUCUUGGCCAUUCCCGGGAAAGAAACCACCUGGGAAGAACUGGACCAGCAAAUUUUCACCCUUUUCGAGGCCUACAUAGGCCGCAUCGAUCCGGACCAUCAUCUUGGGCUACAUUGCUCGGAAAGUGUGAUAGGUUAUCAAAUGGGAGAUGUGGUCAGGGAGAAGGGUGCCGCAGCUCCAAAUCAAGUGCCAGGCGAUGUGCUUGCUCCCACGACUACUGUUAGGAUGUUUUUGAGAGGUGCUGCCCAACAUGCUGUAGAUUCUUUGGUACUUGAGUGCCUAUUUCCGCGAACAAUGCUCGAACAAUUGCUCAAAUUUUUGCUUUCACAUAGGAGGCUGGUGCUGUCUGGUGCUACUGGCAUAGGAAAGAGCAAUCUAGCACGUCAGUUGGCUGCUUACGUCUCUGUUCGCAUUGGCUUGGACAGAAAUGGCGUUGUUGAUGUAAAAAUACCGGAAGACACUUGCGACAAAGGCAUUGUUAAGGUGGAAAAGCAGCUGGAAAGUCUUCUGAGGUCUCCUGAACCGGCAGUUGUGCUAAUUGAUAACAUUCCCAGACAUCGUAUCGCAUUCGUCUCGUCUGUGUUCUCAUCUGUCGAGCUUAGCCAUGAUGACGGCCCAUUUGUGAUUUGCACGGUGAAUCGAGCCUGUCAACUACCCGAAAUGCAAGUUCACCACAACUUCAAAAUGUUCCUGCUCACUAAUCGAAUGGAUGGUGUCAAAGGAUUCAUGUCCAGAUUCUUGCGCCGUCGAAUCAUUGAAGCCGAGUUCCGCCUCUCCCGUCAAACGCCUCCAGAGCUUGUACGAGUCAUUCAGUUCUUGCCGAUCGUGUUACAGGCAGUGAACUCUUUCAUUGAAAAAGCCAAUUCCCUUGAUGUUACUAUCGGACCUCGCAUAUUCCUUCAAUGUCCACUAGGUGUGGAAGAAUCACGAACGUGGUUUGUACGCCUAUGGAAUCAGAAUAUUGUGCCAUACAUGGUCAAAGUGGCCAGAGAAGGAGUAAAAGUGCUGGGCCGAUGUGGAUCAUUUGAAGACCCGACAGAUAUUGUGUGCGAACACUGGCCGUGGCUGGACGGACCAUCAGGAGAAGAAUGCCUUAAUAGACUAUCGAUCAAAGAAACGAUUGGACAAUCGCUGCCAAAACAACCUUUCAACCCACUCGACACCCUCAUUCGAUUGCAAGCCAGCCGUAAUGCAGCCAUCGAUAAUGUUUAACCAGAAAAAUUAUUGAAAACCCAUUUUAAAAAAACCAAAUAUAGUUCUAUGAUUAACCCCGCAGUGAUUCUAGUCAUUAUAUGUAUUCGUCGCCGAAAACGGGUUCCAACACUCUCCAUCCCUCGCUUCUCACUCACAAGUCCCCGUUUUCUCAGAAACUGUGAUUUUUCGCGAAAUUCUUUGGUCGGUUUCAAGUCCGGUCAAAAUAAAAGUCGAAAAAAUUUAGUCAACUUAUAAACCUUCUAUUUUGAACUUCUUAUCGCAUAUUCCUCAAUUGCUAGUUUUUUAUUAUUCGUAAAACGCUCAGGCGCUUCAAAAGAUCGUUUUACUGUUGUAACUUCACGAGUCAUUGUUAAUUAUUUCAUUUUUCUUGUC